CGAGUACUCAGGAAAACAAAAAGGAAAAAAGGGAAUAGAUAUUUAAGGUUCUUGACCGGCCAUCCAAUUCACCUUCCUUUAAACAAUUGUCAAUUUGUGUCCUAAAUAGAGCUUAUUACUAUGGCUAGUUGUGGGGGGCUUGUGGGGUGCUCAGUGCUUAUAUACAUCAUGAUGGUGCCUGGUCUCCAGGCCCAGGCAGCGUUGUCCUGUGGAGUUAUGAAGAGCGACGUGAGUCCAUGCAUAUUCUACCUAUUAUUUGGCGGGCAUGUGUCAUCAUCUUGCUGCAACGGAGUCCAAACAAUCUUCAGCUCCGCUCAGACCACACUCGACCGCCGGAGUAUUUGCAACUGCCUCAAAUCUGCCAUUGAUGGGAUUCCCUACUCCAACGCCAACCUCCGCCGUGCGGCCGAACUCCCUGGCAAAUGCGGCGUCAAUAUUCCUUACAAGAUCAGCCCCUCCAUUGAUUGCAACGGUGUUAAUUAGUGGAAUUGAUUCAGCACCAGCGAAUACGCCUCAUCAAUCCUCAUCAGGAUUCAAAGUCUAGCAAGCUGAAAUAAGUUGCUGUUGUGUCCAUCUUCAGCUUCGUCUAUAUAUAUAUAUAUAUAUAUGAAGCUUUCUAUAUAGCAUAUUGUACUGGCUGGGGUGUAGUUGUCCGAGGUUGAUGGAGCUGUCUUAAUUAGUGUUUUCUCAAGCUGGUCCUGAUUGGAUCAGCUUAUAUAUCAUUUUUGGUUUUGAAAAGUUGAUCAGCAUAUUUAUCAGGUACUAAAUGGUCUCUGUAGUCUGUAUUGAACAUCUAAUAAUACCAUUAACUAAUUGGUUUAAUAAUUGUGUCUUAAGAUU
Messenger RNA from Rubroshorea leprosula, 840 nucleotides. The record is from the annotation of a GenBank genome assembly. Lineage: Eukaryota; Viridiplantae; Streptophyta; Magnoliopsida; Malvales; Dipterocarpaceae.